CCUCGGUCGAGCCAGCCACUGCCUGGAGUCAGCCAGCCUCAUCGGACUUCUGCAGGCAAUCGCGAAGCAGCUAUCCAGUCCUGCCACGGUCUCUCCGGGCGCACCCGCAGUCCCAACUGUCUUCACCGGACUCAGCGUCCUUGUCCUUCCCUUCACCUUUGCACCACUCCCAGCUACUGAAAGCCGGCGCACACAGGCUCCGUGUUGGGCACAAAGGCUCCACCAUGCAGCUCCUCCCGGGACUAGGUGUCCUCCUCUUCCUGCUGCAUAUGUGUGGAAGCAACCGCAUUCCAGAGUCUGGAGGAGACAACGGUGUGUUUGACAUCUUUGAACUCAUCGGAGGUGCCCGCAAGGGCCCCGGUCGCCGCAUGGUAAAGGGCCAAGAUCUCUCCAGCCCCGCCUUCCGGAUCGAGAACGCCAACCUGAUCCCCCCUGUGCCAGAUGACAAAUUCCAAGACCUACUGGACGCCGUGUGGGCCGACAAAGGCUUCAUCUUCCUGGCUUCCUUGAGGCAGAUGAAGAAGACUCGGGGCACACUCCUGGCCGUGGAACGCAAAGACAACACCGGCCAGAUCUUCAGUGUGGUCUCCAACGGCAGAGCAGGCACCCUGGACCUGAGUCUGAGCCUGCCGGGGAAACAACAAGUGGUGUCGGUGGAGGAAGCUCUCCUGGCCACUGGCCAGUGGAAGAGCAUCACGCUGUUCGUUCAGGAAGACCGGGCCCAACUCUACAUUGACUGCGAGAAGAUGGAGAGCGCAGAGCUGGACGUCCCCAUCCAGAGCAUCUUCACCAGGGAUUUGGCCAGUGUGGCCAGGCUCCGCGUGGCUAAGGGGGAUGUCAAUGACAAUUUUCAGGGGGUGCUGCAGAAUGUCAGGUUUGUCUUUGGAACCACCCCAGAAGACAUUCUCAGGAACAAAGGCUGCUCCAGCUCAGCGACCAACGUCCUUCUCACCCUUGACAACAACGUGGUGAACGGUUCUAGCCCUGCUAUCCGCACCAACUACAUCGGCCACAAAACAAAGGACCUCCAAGCUAUCUGCGGCCUCUCCUGUGACGAACUAUCCAGCAUGGUCCUGGAACUGAGGGGCCUGCGCACCAUCGUGACCACGCUACAGGACAGCAUCCGAAAAGUGACGGAAGAGAACAGAGAGCUGGCCAGUGAGCUGAGGCGGCCUCCUCUCUGCUUUCACAAUGGAGUCCAGUACAGGAACAAUGAGGAAUGGACUGUAGAUAGCUGCACAGAGUGUCACUGCCAGAACUCAGUUACCAUCUGCAAAAAGGUGUCCUGCCCCAUCAUGCCCUGCUCCAACGCCACGGUUCCUGAUGGUGAAUGCUGCCCACGGUGCUGGCCCAGUGACUCUGCUGACGAUGGCUGGUCUCCCUGGUCUGAGUGGACUUCCUGCUCCGCCACCUGUGGCAAUGGGAUCCAGCAACGUGGUCGCUCCUGUGACAGCCUCAACAACAGAUGUGAGGGUUCUUCGGUACAGACGAGGACCUGCCACAUUCAGGAGUGCGACAAAAGAUUUAAACAGGAUGGUGGCUGGAGUCACUGGUCCCCAUGGUCGUCCUGUUCUGUGACCUGUGGUGACGGUGUGAUCACAAGGAUCCGGCUCUGCAACUCCCCCAGCCCCCAGAUGAAUGGGAGACCCUGUGAAGGCGAAGCCCGGGAGACCAAAGCCUGCAAGAAAGACGCCUGCCCGAUCAAUGGAGGCUGGGGUCCCUGGUCACCAUGGGACAUCUGCUCUGUCACCUGUGGAGGAGGAGUACAAAGACGCAGCCGACUCUGUAACAACCCCACACCCCAGUUUGGAGGCAAAGACUGUGUUGGCGAUGUGACAGAAAAUCAAGUUUGCAACAAGCAGGACUGUCCGAUUGAUGGAUGCCUGUCCAAUCCCUGCUUUGCUGGUGCCAAGUGUACUAGCUAUCCCGACGGUAGCUGGAAAUGUGGUGCAUGUCCUCCUGGCUACAGUGGAAAUGGUAUCCAGUGCAAAGACGUCGAUGAGUGCAAAGCGGUGCCUGAUGCUUGCUUCAAUCACAAUGGAGAACAUCGGUGCAAGAACACAGAUCCUGGCUACAACUGCCUGCCCUGCCCACCACGAUUCACUGGCUCACAGCCCUUCGGCCGAGGCGUGGAACAUGCCAUGGCCAACAAGCAGGUGUGCAAACCUCGAAACCCCUGCACGGACGGGACUCAUGACUGCAACAAGAAUGCCAAGUGCAACUAUCUGGGUCACUACAGCGACCCCAUGUACCGCUGUGAGUGCAAACCCGGCUACGCCGGCAAUGGCAUCAUCUGCGGAGAGGACACAGACCUGGAUGGCUGGCCUAAUGAAAACCUGGUGUGUGUGGCCAAUGCAACCUACCACUGCAAAAAGGACAACUGCCCCAACCUUCCCAAUUCAGGCCAGGAAGACUAUGACAAGGAUGGAAUUGGCGAUGCCUGUGAUGAUGACGAUGACAAUGACAAGAUCCCAGAUGACAGGGACAACUGUCCAUUCCAUUACAACCCAGCCCAGUAUGACUAUGACAGAGAUGACGUGGGGGACCGCUGUGACAAUUGCCCCUACAACCACAACCCUGACCAAGCAGAUACAGACAACAAUGGAGAGGGAGAUGCCUGUGCUGUGGACAUCGAUGGAGAUGGAAUCCUCAAUGAACGAGACAACUGCCAGUAUGUUUACAACGUGGACCAGAGGGACACGGACAUGGACGGGGUUGGAGAUCAGUGUGACAACUGCCCCCUGGAACACAAUCCAGACCAGCUGGACUCUGAUUCAGACCGCAUAGGAGAUACCUGUGACAACAAUCAGGACAUCGAUGAGGACGGCCAUCAGAACAACCUGGACAACUGUCCCUAUGUGCCUAAUGCCAACCAGGCCGACCAUGAUAAAGACGGCAAAGGAGACGCCUGUGACCAUGACGAUGACAAUGACGGUGUCCCUGAUGACAAAGACAACUGCAGGCUGGUGCCUAAUCCUGACCAGAAGGACUCUGAUGGUGAUGGCCGAGGUGAUGCCUGCAAAGACGACUUUGACCAUGACAAUGUGCCAGACAUUGAUGACAUCUGUCCUGAAAAUGUUGACAUCAGUGAAACCGAUUUCCGACGAUUCCAGAUGAUUCCUCUAGAUCCCAAAGGAACCUCCCAAAAUGACCCUAACUGGGUUGUACGUCAUCAGGGCAAAGAACUCGUUCAGACUGUAAACUGUGACCCUGGACUUGCUGUAGGUUAUGAUGAGUUUAAUGCUGUGGACUUCAGCGGUACCUUCUUCAUCAACACGGAGAGAGAUGACGACUACGCUGGCUUUGUUUUUGGCUACCAGUCCAGCAGCCGCUUCUACGUUGUGAUGUGGAAACAAGUCACCCAGUCCUACUGGGACACCAAUCCCACAAGGGCUCAGGGAUACUCAGGCCUGUCCGUGAAGGUUGUGAACUCCACCACAGGCCCUGGCGAGCACCUGCGGAAUGCACUGUGGCACACAGGAAACACCCCUGGCCAGGUGCGCACCCUGUGGCAUGACCCUCGCCACAUAGGCUGGAAAGAUUUUACUGCGUACAGAUGGCGUCUCAGCCACAGGCCAAAGACUGGAUUUAUCAGAGUGGUGAUGUAUGAAGGAAAGAAAAUCAUGGCUGACUCAGGACCCAUCUAUGACAAAACCUACGCAGGCGGUAGACUAGGCCUGUUUGUCUUCUCUCAGGAAAUGGUGUUCUUCUCGGACAUGAAAUACGAGUGUCGAGAUUCCUAAUCAUCAGCUGCCAAUCAUAAGCAGCGCUGGCAAUGCACCUUCUGAAACCAAGGGCUAGAGAAACCCCUGCCAGGACUGCUUCUCCUCGCCUUCCUUGCCUCUCUCCUUGCAUAGUAUGGACUUCUAGAGCCUGUGACCUGCCUCGAGAAAAUGCAGUUUUCAAACCCAGACUCAGCACUCGGCCUUUAACGAAUGAGAAUGCAUCUUCCAAGAACAUGAAGAAUUACCUGAGUUUGCUUUUGGGAAAGCAAAAGCGACUAUUUACUUCCCGCUGGGAAGGUGCCCACGCCAUUCUGCCGUACUCACAGAGCCAGAACUCCUGAGGCCAUCUCUGAGCAGCACACACAGAAGCAUUUUCAGGCACGUCAAAGAAAAAAUAAAUAAAUAACUCACUAGGUCUCACCACCGAACCACCUCUGACACAGGUCCUCAGAUGUGGGAAGGCAGGAGCCAAAGCACUAGGGAGGGCAGGUACCCGAGAGACGAUUGUAUGAAGAAAAUAUGGAGGAGCUGUUACUUGUCCGGUACUAAAUCAUUUUCAGGGGUCAGAAAGACUUGCUACAUUUCCUCAUGUUGCUGGCCAGAGCCGAUUGGCCUGAUCUUCCACUCAGGCACUUGAGUAAGCAGGGACGGGAGGGAAUCCCUGGCCUCUGGACUUGCUCCACCCUUGGGCGCUUCUCACCUGCAGUGGCCAGAGUAGAGGUCAGAAGUGUGGGCUGCCCUUGGCUGGUCACCCUGAAACUGUUGGCUUCUUCUGCAUGUACAACAUGCAUAUGCAUACAACAUGCAUAUGUAUACAACAUGCAUAUGUAUACAACAUGCAUAUGUAUAAAGAGAGCAAGAGAACCCUACCAUCUCAGUGAGCUCUAGCUGCCUCCGCAGGAGGGGCAGUGCGCCUUUAUUUUAUGGUUAGAAAGGCACAAAAUUUCUAUCAACCUAACUGAAACAUUCCUUUUCUUUCUUUAUUUUUGUCCCUCAAUUAUCAUGGAUUUUUUUUCCAGUUCUCUUUUGGUUUUUGUUUAACAAAUGUUUUAACAAUGUAAUAUAUUUAUUUUUUCCCCUAUUCUGGAGGAUUCGUCUGAAGGAUUGUUACUGAAACAGGAAGUGUGGGACUAUCUGAAUCAUCUUCAUAGUGAGUCUUUAUGACUGUAAGAUUGUAAAUACAGAUUAUUUAUUAGCCCUGUUCUCCCUGGAAUUAGACUGCAUAUUGCAAAUGUUUGCAAGCAGGUAGCUGAGGGACCAGCAAAUCUCUCCAAAACCAGUGUGGGAAAGCCAGCGGAAGCUGCUGCUUUUCAUUUUGAGGCUUAGAGUGAAUGAUUUGGACUCCUUUGGCUUCCCCUUUGUUUUCUCUGUCUUUUCGAGUGGCAUUAGGUGGCUGCCUGUUUGCAUUUGCUCGUCCUUGGACAGGAAGCCAGGAGCGCUCUAAGGUCCACACUACCCCUUGGGCCUAUUUCCAGGGAGAAGAAAACACAAUCACCUUUUUUUUCCAUUUUUCCCAAAAGAGACAAAGGUGGAACUUAUAUACAAAUAUUACCUCAUUUGUUGUGUGACUGAGUAAAGAAUUUUGGAUCAAGAAGAAAGAGUUUAAGUGUCAAUAAACUUAAAACUACUGUUGUGUCUAAAAGCCGGUGCUGUACAUAGCAUAAAAACCCUUUGCAGAGGACGAUCCGGGGAAAGAAAUAGCUUUGAAAUGUCAAGUACAACUUCUCAAAGUUCUGGUUUUGUUCUAUCAUCUUGUACACCAUUGCUUUUAUUUUUAUAAAUUAUUUUCUCAUUGCCAUUGGAAUAGAGAUCUCAGACUAUGUAGAUACGCUAUUUAAAUAAUUUAUCAGGAAAUACUUCCUGUAGAGUUAGUAUUUCUGUUUUUUAUAUGUUGCACACUGAAUUGAAGAAAUGUUGGUUUUUCUUGUUUUGUUUUAGUUUGUUUCUUUGGCUCUGUUUUUGGUUUUGCUUUUUACUUCCCAGUUUUGACUAUUUGCCAAUACCCUUUUUUUCUAGGAAUGUGCUUUUUUUGUACACAUUUUUAUCCAUUUUACAUUCUAAAGCAGUAUAACUUGUAUAUUACUGUUUCUUAUGUACCAGGAACAACAGUAAAUCAUAUGGAAGUUUAUAUUUAUA
Messenger RNA from Apodemus sylvaticus (European woodmouse), 5861 nucleotides. It is a transcript of the gene Thbs1, whose product is annotated as thrombospondin 1. Gene Ontology annotation, biological process: negative regulation of angiogenesis; cell adhesion. Gene Ontology annotation, molecular function: protein binding; calcium ion binding. The coding region runs from base 225 to 3743 and encodes 1172 amino acids. The record is from RefSeq and is a predicted model, not a curated record. The transcript is spliced from 22 exons. Gene Ontology annotation, cellular component: extracellular region. NCBI's taxonomy places the organism in Eukaryota, Metazoa, Chordata, Mammalia, Rodentia, Muridae.